AUGCCUCUACCAACAUCCGGGUCGAUACCCCUUAUUCCGCCCACCUCUGAACAUCCCCCUCAUCCGGCAUACCUCAUCAAAUUCCCAGAGGAAGUAUGGCAGACUCUUCAGGAAGCAGGAAGCGGGGGACUAGAAGUGAUCGUGACAGAAGAUGGAAAGAUGAUUCUCAGCAUCCCAAACUUACCUCCUAUACCUCUCGACCCCCGAUCAACCGGUAUCCCCUCCGAGCUGCAUUCCUACAACCCCUCUUCGUCCACCCUCUCACUCGCCGCAAUGGCUUCGACACGAUUGAACGUCCCUCUAACAUCAGCUUCGACGGCCAGAGCAGCAGAUAAACUGAAAGCGCAGAACGAAGCGAUCGAGAGAGAAAGGAAAGAACGUGCAAUCAGAGUAGAGGGGUCUGCACCCCCGUCGAAAAAGAGAACUGCCGCUGGUGUAGCUGCUGCUGCACCUGGUGUGAGCUCGGCAGGAAUGGGAAGAACAAAUAGUUCACCUCAGAUGGGUAGUUCCACCUCGGCACCUACACAGGGAGCGAGUACGACUGGAACUGGAACUGGAACCGGACAGAUGAUACCUCUCAAAACUCGAGUUAUGCAAUUACUCGCUUUGGGACCUACGACCGUACAAGAUAUAGUAAGGAGAGUAGGAGGCGAUGAGCAGAAUGUGAUGAGAGUUGUUAAUGUCGUCGGCAGAGCCUCUUCUACCCAUCCUCCAACAUAUACACUCUUGCCCAACCAAUAUUCCAAGAUCAAACUUGGUCCUGGACAAUGGAAAUAUACCUAUGCGGAACAACAGCAGGUCAUCCGUCUAGCUAGAGAAGCAUUCGACGAAUUGGAACUACCUUUCGAUGCUGAAGAGAGGGAAGAGCUCGAUAGGAAAGAAGCAGGAUUGGAAAACGGAGGUGGAUAUCAUAGUGCAAGUGCGGAAAGUUCGAACGGUAGUCAAAGUCAAGUGAAAGAAAAACCUUUACCGACUGUACCUCAAAAUGGUCUUAGUAUUGCUCCUCCCAGUAGGAAUGAGUCUCCCGCUCCCUCUGCAAGUGGUACAACAAAUAAGACAAGAUCUACUAGAAAAUCUACGAAUGGAGGUGGAGGAACAGGAGGGACGACCGCGGCCGGACCUCAAAGUAGGAUUGCGAGGGAGAGAGCGAAAUUCAUGGCUGAGAAGCAGAGGUCGACAAGUUUAACUAAUACCAAACCUCCCGAUGGGACCGCCAGUCCAGGUUUGACCCCGGCGGAUGUCAAACCUGCCAAAGAUAAUAACAAGACCAAAAUUGAAGAUAAGAAAGAAGAGAAAGAGAAAGUACAUGGUUCAAGCAAGAAUAAAGGGAAAGGGAAAGAAGUUGAUUACUCAUCUUCUAGUGAGGAAGAUGAUUUUGAAGAGCCAUUGAGAGGUAGACUAGCCGCGAAAAGUAAUGGGAAAGAGAAAGAAAGGAGAGAUGGGUUGCAUGAUCAAGGAAAGUCAAAAGACAGAUUAUCGUUAGCUGAAAAAGUACGAGAGAAAGAUAAAGCUCGGGAAAGAGAAAGGGAGAAAGAGAGACAGGAACAGAAAGAAAGGUUGACGCCCAAUCAUAAGAAGAGAAGUUACUCUUCCUCGCCCGACGCUGGUGGGGAAGAGGAAGAAGAAGGCGAAAUAAGAGGUAGACCUAUAAUCAAGACUCGAAGGAAUUCAUCCCCUACAUCGAAACGUAAAUCUCCGCCACCGGAAUUGAAACUCAACGGAGCGAAUACCGAUACCAGCACGAAAUCAGGUCCGAGUAGAUCGACAGCUGUUUCGAAAGAUAAUCAUCCUGUAUCUGCACCUUUACCCAAUACCAACAAGAAGACGAAUGGUAUAAAUCAACUAGAUAGACCAGAUCAAGAAGCGCUCAGAGAUAGGUACGAGGAACUGUAUCCUGCCUACCAGCAAUUGACGAAAAAAUUAAGUAGGAUACAUCAAGCUGCUGAAUCGGGUAUGAAAGUGAAUAAUGAGAAUGAGGACGAUAAUGGAAUCACGGAUGAGAAUGAGUUGAAUAAGUUGGUUGGGAAAUGGCAAAAAUGGCAUAAUGAGUUGGAAGGUAUAAGAAGAUGGUUUGUCUAG
This is a messenger RNA of Kwoniella botswanensis, 2079 nucleotides long. RefSeq lists its product as uncharacterized. The coding region runs from base 1 to 2079 and encodes 692 amino acids. NCBI's taxonomy places the organism in Eukaryota, Fungi, Basidiomycota, Tremellomycetes, Tremellales, Cryptococcaceae. The transcript is spliced from 3 exons. The record is from RefSeq and is a predicted model, not a curated record.